Molecule: messenger RNA, 2327 nt
Organism: Darwinula stevensoni
Lineage: Eukaryota; Metazoa; Arthropoda; Ostracoda; Podocopida; Darwinulidae
Source: the annotation of a GenBank genome assembly
AGUGAUAGAUAUGGUACAUUGAGAACACAGCAGGGUACAGGGAGGGAGAUGACAUCUAUUAUCAAGCUGCAGGCAAUCUAUGGAGAGGUGGAGGAAGCCCCACAUUGUUACCUCCUUCAGGUUGAUGAAUUUCGCAUCCUCCUAGACUGUGGCUGGGAUGAACACUUCAAUCUCAAUCUUGUCAAGGAAUUGAAGAAGCAUGUGUCACAGAUUGAUGCUGUCCUCCUAUCCUACCCUGACCAUCUUCAUCUGGGUGCACUUCCAUACAUGGUCGGGAAAGGUGAUCUCAACUGCCCCAUCUAUGCCACCAUUCCUGUUUACAAGAUGGGACAAAUGUUCAUGUAUGAUCUAUACCAGUCUCAUUCCAAUGUGGAGGAAUUCACCAUCUUCACGUUGGAUGAUGUGGAUGCAGCAUUUGACAAGAUCAUUCAGCUGAAGUACAACCAAACUGUGACACUUAAAGGGAAGGGAUUUGGUCUCACUAUCACACCUGUCCCAGCCGGACACAUGAUUGGCGGCACUGUGUGGAAGAUAGUGAAGGAUGGAGAAGAGGACAUUUGGUAUGCAGUGGAUUUCAAUCACAAGAAAGAACGACACCUGAAUGGUUGCAACCUAGAUACCAUUGGACGACCAUCCCUCCUCAUUACUGAUGCCCUCAAUGUCAACUACCAACAGCAGAGGAGGAGAGCUCGUGAUGAACAACUCAUGACCAACAUAUUACAGACCUUGCGGAGCAGUGGGAAUGUCCUGGUUUGCACAGACACUGCAGGUCGUGUCCUUGAACUUGCUCACAUGGUUGAUCAGUUGUGGCGAAACCAGGAAUCUGGCCUCAUGGCCUAUUCCCUUGCUCUUAUUAACAAUGUCAGCUACAAUGUAGUUGAGUUUGCCAAAUCCCAAAUUGAGUGGAUGAGUGAAAAACUAAUGAGAAGCUUUGAAGCAAACCGGAACAAUCCAUUCCAGUUCAAGCAUCUCCAGCUCUGCCAUAGUUUGGCAGAACUGGCUCGAGUACCUGAACCCAAGGUUGUAUUGGCAAGUAUGCCUGACCUUGAGUCUGGUUUCUCACGUGAUCUUUUCAUGUCGUGGUGUCAGAGGAAGAACAACUCUAUUAUCUUCACUUCUAGGACAUCUCCCAGCUCUCUGGCAAGACACCUCAUUGAGAAUCCUGUCAGUCAAUCCCUGCAACUAAGUGUUUCCCAUAGAGUACGUCUGGAAGGAGCUGAACUGGAAGAGUACUUAAAGACAGUGAAGGAGAAGGAUGCUCUGAACAAGAAACAAGAUAGAACUGAAGAGAGCAGCAGUGAUGAGUCUGAUGAUGAGAUGGAGCUGGGGAAGUCAGCUAAGAGAGAUUUUAUUGUGGCUGAAGAACAUAAAACUCACUCUUCGACUGGAUUUUUCAAGGCCACAAAGAAGACCAUGCAUCCCAUGUUCCCCUUCACGGAGGAAAAGAUCCGAUCUGAUGACUAUGGACAGAUCAUCAGACCAGAAGAUUACAUGAUUGUGGAGCCUGCCUUAGAUGACACUCAUGUGAAAGAAGAGGUUGAGAGCAAAGAAAAGGAAUUAAUUGGGGAUCUGGAGAUUCCAACCAAGUGCAUAUCAUCAGUACAGACCUUCCAUGUUCAAGCCCAGAUGCAAUACAUUGAUUUUGAAGGGAGAUCUGAUGGAGAGAGCAUAAAGAAAAUCAUCUCGCAGGUGAAACCCCGUCGUCUGCUGAUUGUCCGUGGUUCAGCUGACGCUUGCAAGGCCUUACAGGCUCAUGCUUUGAAAAAUGGUGUUGAAAAGUCAUAUAUCACCAAGGGAACAGAUGUCAUUGAUGCAUCCACAGAGAGCCAUAUCUACCAGGUGAGAUUGAAGGAUUCACUGAUUGCCAUGCUACACUUCUCUCGUGGGGGAAGGGAAGAAGGGACACCUGAACUGUCAUGGAUUGAUGGUGUCAUUUGCAUGAGGCCUCGUUACUCUGAACUCGAGCUUGCCGAAAAAGAAGAGAGGCAUGAUAUUGACAUGUUAGAUGACAGUGGAACAAAAGAGCUCAUUCCAACACUGGAACCUUUGCCCUUAGAAGAUGUGCCUGGUCAUGAAACAUCAUUUGUGAAUGAUGUAAAGUUGUCUGACUUCAAGCAGAUUCUCACCAAGGAAGGAAUUCCUUCUGAAUUCUCUGCUGGUAUCCUGUGGUGUUGCAAUGGGACUGUGGCCCUGCGACGUCAUGAUGCAGGGCGAAUCACAAUGGAGGGUUCUCUUUCCUCUGAGUAUUACACCAUCCGAGAUCUCCUCUAUCAGCAAUAUAGCAUUGUGUAACUUCCAAGGACAUUUCCUUACCCUUGCACUGCAAG